UGAAUGACGAGAGCUUCGCCACUAACAUUCGGAUCCUGUGUUCGUCUCUAAGCCCUAAUCAUCUGUGGGUUUGCUCUGUCUCGUGGAAGGAAGUCGAGACGAGCGCUUGGAGAUCGUAAUUGGUGUUGUUUCGGCUUCAGGUCGCAGUAUGCGAGGCUGGUAGUUGAGCUCACGAAUGUAUACUUAAGGCCGCAUUUGUGAUCAAUCCGCAACAAUAUAUCUAUCGAAGAUUGGAGAGGAGUUCGAGCAAUCUGGAGGAGAGCAGUUUGUCCGACAUGUUGCAGCUCCCAGCGACGGAGGCAGCCGCGUGGGUACCUGGAUCCCCAUUCAGGUUGCCUCCACCAUCCCCUGCAUCAUCUGACUUCCCAUUUUUGGGAGAAGCUGUGAUUCCAUUGGUUAAUAAGCUCCAAGAUAUAUUCUCCCAGCUGGGCAGCUCUUCCAAUAUUGAUUUGCCCCAAGUAGCAGUAGUUGGGAGCCAGAGCAGCGGAAAAUCUAGUGUGUUGGAGGCACUUGUAGGACGCGACUUUUUGCCAAGAGGUUCAGACAUAUGCACUCGACGGCCUCUCGUCUUACAGCUGGUGCAGACCUCACGGAGGCCUGAGGAUCGGACUGAAUUGUUGGAAUGGGGCGAAUUUCUUCAUGUUCCUGGUCGACGAUUCACGGAUUUUGGAGCAAUCCGUAAAGAGAUUCAGGCUGAGACUGAUAGGGAGCUUGGGACGAAUAAGGGAAUUUCUGAGAAGCAAAUCCGCUUGAAGAUAUUUUCUCCGAAUGUUUUAAAUAUAACACUAGUGGAUCUUCCUGGAAUUACCAAGGUGCCUGUUGGUGAUCAACCCACUGAUAUUGAAGCCCGCAUACGGACCAUGAUAUUGACCUAUAUUAAGCAUGAAACUUGCAUCAUUUUGGCAGUCUCUCCAGCAAAUGCCGAUCUAGCAAAUUCAGAUGCGUUGCAAAUGGCACGCAUUGCUGAUCCUGAUGGAUCUCGAACCAUUGGGGUGAUCACCAAGUUGGAUAUUAUGGAUAGAGGAACCGAUGCACGUAAUUUUCUUCUAGGGAAUGUCAUUCCAUUACGACUUGGCUAUAUCGGGGUUGUAAACAGGUGCCAAGAGGAUAUUAUUGCAAAGAAGUCCAUCCGGGAUGCGCUGACGUACGAAGAAAGCUUUUUCAGGAGCAAGCCUGUAUAUCAUAAUCUGGCUGACAGAUGUGGCAUUCCUCAGCUGGCGAUUAGAUUAAAUACGAUUUUGGUGCAACACAUAAAAGCGAUACUUCCAGAUUUGAAAGCGCGCAUUGGCAUUCAGUUGGUUACUCUUCAGAAAGAGCUUGCUAGUUAUGGGGAAAUCACUGAAUCCAAGUCAGGGCUUGGGGCGUUGCUGCUGAACAUUCUCACAAAGUAUUCUCAAGGAUUUCAAUCUGUUGUUGAUGGAAAGAACGAAGAGAUGUCAACUACAGAACUUUCCGGAGGAGCCCGUAUCCAUUAUAUUUUUCAAUCUAUUUUUGUGAGAAGUUUGGAGGAAGUAGAUCCAUGCGAUGAUUUAAACAACGAUGAUAUACGAACAGCUAUACAAAAUGCUACCGGGCCCAAGAAUGUACUUUUUGUACCCGAGGUACCCUUCGAGUUGCUAGUGCGCCGACAGAUUGCUCGAUUAUUGGAGCCUAGUCUACAGUGUGCUCGCUUCAUUUACGACGAACUUGUGAAGAUUUCUCACAGGUGUGAAACACUUGAGCUGCAACGGUUUCCGCACUUGCGAAGGCGCAUAGAGGAAGUGGUAGCAAGUUUCCUGCGUGAGGGUUUAUCCCCUGCAGAAACCAUGAUUGGCCAUCUCAUUGAAAUGGAGAUGGAUUACAUCAACACAUCACAUCCUGCUUUUAUAGGUGGAAGCAAGGCUGUGGAGAUGGCUUUGAAUCAGCAAAGGCAUGCCAAGACGCUGGCUUCUAAGGAUGUACAGGAUUUAGAGCGUCCCUCUUCUUUGCCAGAAAAGCAAGCAAAGGCACGUGCAAUUUUGGCUCGAACUAGUGCCGCAUCUCUUACUGCCCAUGAACAGGCUGCACCGAGAGUUUCAGCUGCAGCUCCAGAGAAGGCCACUACUUCCAGUGAGUUUUCGUAUACCAAAAAAGGUAGUUCUUCGUCUGGAAGUUCCUGGGGCAUAUCCUCCAUAUUCUCCUCCAGUGAAGUUCGUCAAUCUGCGAAUGGCAGCAGCAAGGAGCAUGUACCUGCUCGAAGCUACGCUGAACCUGUACAAGCACCAUUAGAAUCUUCUUUUUCAAGCAUUCAAUUGCGAGAGCCACCAGCCACUCUUAGAGCGAGUGAUGCUCAAGGCGAGCAGGAGACUCUGGAAAUUGCUGUGACUCGAUUGCUACUUAAGUCCUACUAUGACAUUGUGCGGAAGAAUAUUCAAGACUUAGUACCGAAAGCUAUCAUGCAUUUCCUGGUCAACCACGUGAAAAGGGAACUUCAUACUGUAUUUAUCAGAAAGUUGUACAGGGAGAAUUUGUUUGAGGAGAUGCUUCAAGAAAAGGAAGAUAUAGCCGUUAAGAGAAAGCGUUGUAAAGAAAUUCUGCGAGUUUUACAGCAAGCUGCUUGGGAAUUGGACACCAAUUUUUAUUGACUUUGGGAGUUGAUGCCACAAUUUUUCUAUAGAAUAGGUUUUUCAAGUAAUAAACGUAGCUUAGAUCAUGAUUUAUCAGAUUUUUGAUGACGAUGUUGUUUGAAUGGCGCCAUUCAGACCCUGCUUAUUUAGACCCUAUUCUAUUUAAAUUAGCUGUUUGGAGUCCACUUCAAUCAGACAGUCUUGUCACUAAAUUUCUAUUUAAAAUGGCAGGGCUUUUUAGUGAGCCUGAUGUUUUGGUUUGUCUGCAAAUGAUGUUUCGAGAUUUUAUCACCGAUUGAAUUGGUUUGAAGUAUUUUGACGGAACUUUACAUGUAA
Molecule: messenger RNA, 2921 nt
Organism: Physcomitrium patens
Lineage: Eukaryota; Viridiplantae; Streptophyta; Bryopsida; Funariales; Funariaceae
Product: dynamin-related protein 3A
Cellular component (GO): cytoplasm; membrane; microtubule
Molecular function (GO): GTPase activity; microtubule binding; GTP binding
Source: RefSeq, a predicted model, not a curated record